AGGCAUCCACCAUGUUGUGUUCACGUACAGUGAAUGAAUGUGGCUGCAGACGACGCACUUGUAGAGGUUUACAUCAAGUAACCAGUAACGCGUGCGUGACUCAUUCCUGCGUGACCGUGCGUGAUCUAGCUUGCGUGACCCAGCUUGUGUGACCGUGCGUGACCUAACUUAUUAUGCAUUACGCAUAAAAGGUGUUGUCACGAGACAGGGUGCUUCUUUCAUCCUGAAAGAUCAGCCCUUUGAAGUCUGCCACCAACUCGAAUUACAAUUAGCAGUGGCUUUGAAUGCAUUCCGUUUUAGACGAAUACACAAUGUGUACGACAUACGGGACUUUGAAACAAGAUACGCGAGGCGAUUUACCGCUGUACAGCCCCAACGCAGCAGAGGGUGUUGCUGACUCCACCUAUGACGUCACCCGGUGGUAUGCGCUCAUGGACUUCAAGGGGCAUCCGCUGAAAAUUUCUCCACUGGGAGGUCGCUGUCUGGCCCAGCAUUCUAUUUGGAUGGACGGCCAACAUCCGGGGAUCUCAGACGGAGUGGUCGAGCGGACUCUCUGUCUUAGUAAAAAUGGCAACCGCUGUUAUACAAAAUUGCAGGCUCAUAUCCGCCGAUGUCACGGCCAUUACGUGUACAGAUUUGACAAGGCUAACGUCACCAUGGAAACGAAGACAAACAUGUGCAGUGUGCGGGAUAUCUCAGACGAGCGGCCCAUAGUCUACACCCCACAUGCGCCACGCGACACGGCCCUGUUAGGUCACGUGAUCAAGAAGUUCAGUGACGUCACGGACAAGACACAAUGCUUUGUGUACUGCCUUCUGCGCGCGCAUUGCUUUUCAUUCAACUACAGUAAGCGUUUCUACGUAUGUGAGUUAAACAGCCAGACGGCGCAAAAUAUUCCAGACUUGCUACAGAAAAGACAAGGAUUCCAAUAUUACGAGAAAAAAGUCAUAGACUCCCGCGAAAUCAUGAUUUAGUAAAAACUUGAAGCCACAUGACAUUCAUUUAAAGCCCGUCGAUCCGACCUGUGUGACGCGAUGACACCCUAUGAAAAAUGAAAUGAAUUGAAUCACGUUGAAUUUCUAUCCAUUCUACAACUAAAACGGCUCAAUUAUAUUUUUAAAGUAUCAAAUUGUACAGGGAAAGUUAGAUUUCGAAAAAAAUGCAUUGAAUAUUAAAAACAAAAACAAAAAACAUUGUGACGCAUGUCGGAUGUACGGACUGUAACUGUUUAAGGAGGCCGCAUGGUUUCCCCGUGGUUUUCGACUUACUCGACCACUCGCCUUUACAGGAGAGAAGAAUCCUCAAAUAGUUUUUAUAUCCCCUCUUUCGUCGAACUCGUUCAUUUAAAUAAUCAAAUAUUCCGACCUUAGUUUAGCCCACUGGAAACUCCAUAAGCGGUCAGGAUAAGCAGACGAUGGCGUGAGCCACUAAACAACCAAAAUAACAAUAUAACUAUCUUAAUAAACUAUUUUCCAAUUCGGAAAAGAACACUGCAACCGGCAAUUUACAGCCAAGUUCGUUGUUGCGCGACCUCGAUAAAUCCAAAAUACAUUUCUCGUUUGGGAAUAGCGCGUAGUCAGAUUUGUUGGGGGCGGUUUGUCUGGUUUUGAUUGUUUGGUUUGAUUCACUACGCGUUAUUCCCAAACGAAGAAAGGAAUUUUGGAUUCUGGGAGAUCGCGCAACAACGAAUUUGGCCAUAACAUUAGGUGAACAUCCAAGAUAGCGUUCUAUAUAUCUACACGUUUUUAUAGCUCUAAUUCUCCUUGAAAAUAUCGAUUCCGCUGAGGUAGCUCCCCGGGCUCAAUUUUCCGCCUCUCGCUAAGCUUUCUUAGAUACCAGGCCUCCAUCUGCCAUUCACCGUAGAAGCACCGGCCCAAGCACCUCCGCACUCUCUCACGAGGCAGCAGAACGCACAUCACUAAGGCGCCUACGGUUGCGCAGAUGAUCCCCGCUAUCACAAACACGAAGAUGAAUGACACGCGCUCCCACAGUUCAACCACUGGCAUCUUGUAUCGCGGGCACUUAAGCGUAUAUUUCAAAAUUCACUUUUUUAUAUCCUUGUUUCUGCACGUCUUUCGAUUCAGUGUGUAUUAUCCUGUGCUUGUUCCUUUUUGUGAAGAUGUGGUGUACUAAAUUGUGUAUUGUUAGAUGGCCUUUAGAUUCACUUGUCAGACGAAGUAAUUAUCUCUGAUAAUUACACUGAUACCAACAGAAGAUGAGUGAUUCUGAAAAUAAAUGGAAUAAAAAUAUAAUUAAGUAAGAUACAAGGCCAGUACACAGCUAUUUUUUUGGAAGAGGGGGGUGGGGUAGGGGGCCCUAUGUCGGUUUUCCAAACCUGAGGUAGCUCAAGCAUGAAAGGACUUUAAAUAUACCAGGAAUUGUGUUCUUGACCAGACAAACGGGUAAAGCCAGACAAGCCAGUCAGGAUUUCUCCCGAUGAUCUCCACUGUUAUACUAUCACCUCCAACUAAAGGUGCCUCCGCAUCUCCGCCGGCUGUAAACUGACGGUGCCCUCCCCAGUAUUAGCGUAAGCUACCUUAUACUAUUGUAUAGGGGAGUAGUUUAUUACAGUAUAAAGAAUAUUAAAGUGGCUAGCUUGUAUUGUAUAAAGUUGUACGAAGAUCUCCACUGUUAUACUAUCACGUCCAGAAGCUAGCUUGAAUAAAACUUGUACAAAGUUGUACGAAGAUCUCCACUGUUAUACUAUCACGUCCAGAAGCUAGCUUGAAUAAAACUUGUACAAAGUUGUACGAAGAUCUCCACUGUUAUACUAUCACGUCCAGAAGCUAGCUUGAAUAAAACUUGUACAAAGUUGUA
Messenger RNA from Nematostella vectensis (starlet sea anemone), 2817 nucleotides. RefSeq names its product oncoprotein-induced transcript 3 protein. The transcript has 5 exons. Lineage: Eukaryota; Metazoa; Cnidaria; Anthozoa; Actiniaria; Edwardsiidae. Bases 285 to 974 code for a protein of 229 amino acids. The record is from RefSeq and is a predicted model, not a curated record.